AUGUUUCAUCUUGUGAUAACACUGGCUGUAGCUGUUUUCGGGGACCGCGCCUCCGCCGGUCUUCUGGACAUUUUUAACGUUAACACCGAUUACAAUGCGGCUAAUGUAAUGGACAGUAUUUUCAAAGUUAUGAGCAAUGACAUCCAAUAUAUUUUAACGGGCGAUACUAAAAACCCCAUCGAGUCGGAUGUAAUUUUUCAGUGUGGAAAUAGAAAUUCUCCGGAGCUUUCGCAAACUGUUAUAAACGAUGGUAACUUUAGUUCCAAAAUCGUAGCCAGCAAACCAAUGGUUUUCAUCACUCACGGCUGGCUAGACAAUGGUAACAGGAUCUGGGUGAGAAACAUGGCAGCUGAUUAUCUGAAGUUCGUGGAUACGAAUGUGUGCGUUGUGGACUGGAGCAAACUAUGCCUGUACGGUUAUGCGAUAGCGGUCAACCACACUUUCCGCGUAGGAGCGUAUAUGGCCAACUUUAUCACCUAUUUAAACGGUCAGGGCAUUCCUUUGAGCAAAGUGACAUUAGUGGGUCACAGUUUAGGAGCUCAAAUAAGCGGCCAUACCGGGAGGAAUCUAGGAGGCAAAAUAGCAGCAAUCUACGGUCUAGAUCCGGCCGGUCCCCUUUUUACUAUGCCGUUUGAUGUAGGUCCAGCAAAAAGAUUGGACAGUUCUGAUGCGCAGUACGUUCAGAUGAUCAUAACUUCCCGUUGCGCCCUCGGUGUGUGCAUUGGGGAUGGGCACGAAAAUUUUUACCCAACUGGAGGAUUAGUACCACAACCGAAUUGUGUGCUGCCAUUAUUUGGAAACUCAGAAAGUUUUGAACAAAUAACCUGCAGUCAUUCUCAUGCUUGUACUCUUUUCCAAAUGGCAUUAAACCCAAACAAUGUUUUCAAUGGGAAAAAGUGCAGUGCAUAUCCUGCGUAUUUAGUAGGACUUUGUCUGUUCAACAAAUCGACAAAGAUGGGCAUUUAUUCCAGCCGUGUGGGUGGGGACUUUUAUCUGAUGACAUCUGCUUUUCCACCCUACACGUAA
Molecule: messenger RNA, 1026 nt
Organism: Sabethes cyaneus
Lineage: Eukaryota; Metazoa; Arthropoda; Insecta; Diptera; Culicidae
Product: lipase member H-B-like
Exons: 2
Coding region: 1-1026 (341 amino acids)
Molecular function (GO): lipase activity
Source: RefSeq, a predicted model, not a curated record